AACACCACCGAUGUCGAAAGGUCUCGGUGGGUUCUCAACGCUCCAAAGCCGCCAGGCCUGUGUCAGGAGCUCAUGGACUCCGUGAGGGAAACCAUUGCGUCUUGCAAAAGCAAGUACCACUCAUCUCUCAAGAAUCACUCUUUUGCGAAACGCGUGAUUUCGAUUCAGCAGGGGAUAUUCCCGAUUCUUUCAUGGGGUCGAGAUUACAAAGCAACAAAGUUCAAGAGUGAUUUGAUGGCGGGUCUUACUAUUGCUAGCCUCUGCAUUCCUCAGAGUAUUGGAUAUGCAACUCUAGCGAAGCUUGAUCCUCAAUAUGGACUUUAUACAAGUGUUGUACCGCCACUUAUCUAUGCUGUAAUGGGGACUUCAAGAGACAUAGCGAUCGGACCGGUGGCCGUCGUUUCACUACUUAUACCCUCAAUGGUUCAGAAACUAGUAGACCCCGGGGCUGAUCCAAUUGCAUACAGAAAUCUUGUUCUGACCACGACUUUCUUCACCGGUCUCUUUCAAGCAUCCUUCGGAUUCUUCAGACUGGGAUUUCUGGUCGAUUUCCUUUCCCACGCUGCGAUUGUUGGAUUCAUGGCAGGUGCAGCCAUAAUUAUAGGCCUUCAACAGCUCAAAGGACUUCUUGGGAUAUCUCACUUCACAAACAAAACAGAUAUCAUCUCUGUUAUAAAAGCUGUUUGGAAUUCAGUUCACCACUAUCCUUGGAGCCCUUAUAAUCUUGUCAUUGGCUGCUCAUUCCUGUGUUUCAUUCUAUUUACUAGAUACCUGGGUAAAAGGAACAAGAAACUUUUCUGGUUGGCAGCUAUUUCUCCUCUGAUAUCAGUUAUAAUAUCCACUCUAAUUGUGUUUCUAACAAGAGGAGAUAAGCAUGGGGUUAAGAUUGUGAAGCAUGUUAAAGGUGGAUUAAAUCCUAGCUCCCUUCAUGAGUUACAGUUCAAAAGUCCCUUUGUUGGGGAGGUGGCUAAAAUUGGACUCAUUGUUGGGGUUGUGGCACUAACGGAAGCGAUUGCGGUUGGCCGGUCUUUUGCUUCGAUGAAAGGAUACCACCUAGACGGGAACAAAGAGAUGGUAGCAAUGGGCUUCAUGAACAUAGUAGGAUCUUUCACUUCCUGCUAUGUUGCCACAGGUUCAUUUUCUCGAACUGCUGUGAAUUUCAGUGCUGGGUGUGAAACACUGGUUUCAAACAUUGUAAUGGCCAUUACUGUAUUGGUGUCCCUUGAGCUGUUCACAAAGCUUUUGUAUUACACUCCAACAGCAAUUAUUGCAUCAAUAAUUCUUUCCGCGCUUCCGGGACUCAUCAACCUCAAUGCAGCCAACCAUAUUUGGAAGCUUGAUAAGCUUGAUUUCCUUGCUUGCAUUGGAGCUUUCUUCGGAGUUCUAUUUGCAUCUGUUGAGAUCGGUCUCACCGCCGCGGUAACUAUAUCAUUUGCUAAGGUUAUUCUCAUCUCAAUUCGACCGGGCACUGAAACCUUAGGAAAACUUCCUGGAACUGAUUUAUUUUGCGAUAUCCAGCAAUAUCCCAUGGCCGUCCAACUUCCUGGGAUAAUGAUAAUGCGACUCAAGUCUGCCUUGCUUUGUUUUGCAAAUGCCAAUUUCAUACGAGAAAGGAUUACGAGCUGGAUAUCGGAGGACAAUGAAGGAAAUGCAAAAAGGACCAUUCUAGUCCUCAUUCUUGACAUGUCUAGUUUGAUGAACAUCGAUACAUCCGGAAUUGCUUCUCUGCAGGAGCUGCGUAAAACUUUGACUUCACAGGGAAUCGAGUUAGCAAUUGCAAAUCCAAGGUGGCAAGUGAUUCACAAACUAAAGCUAGCAAACUUUGUGAGUGAAAUAGAAGGAAGGGUCUUUUUGACUGUUGGAGAAGCUGUGAAUGCUACAACUAUUAGUGCUAAAAAUAUUCCUAUAUAA
This is a messenger RNA of Morus notabilis, 1911 nucleotides long. Its product is annotated as sulfate transporter 2.1. The transcript has 12 exons. NCBI's taxonomy places the organism in Eukaryota, Viridiplantae, Streptophyta, Magnoliopsida, Rosales, Moraceae. The record is from RefSeq and is a predicted model, not a curated record. Gene Ontology annotation, biological process: transmembrane transport. Gene Ontology annotation, molecular function: secondary active sulfate transmembrane transporter activity. The coding region runs from base 73 to 1911 and encodes 612 amino acids. Gene Ontology annotation, cellular component: membrane.